Messenger RNA from Myxocyprinus asiaticus (Chinese sucker), 5571 nucleotides. RefSeq names its product gastrula zinc finger protein XlCGF8.2DB-like. Lineage: Eukaryota; Metazoa; Chordata; Actinopteri; Cypriniformes; Catostomidae. The record is from RefSeq and is a predicted model, not a curated record. Bases 378 to 1376 code for a protein of 332 amino acids. The transcript is spliced from 4 exons. Gene Ontology annotation, molecular function: RNA polymerase II transcription regulatory region sequence-specific DNA binding; DNA-binding transcription factor activity, RNA polymerase II-specific. Gene Ontology annotation, cellular component: nucleus. Gene Ontology annotation, biological process: regulation of transcription by RNA polymerase II.
GUGUAACAAUUGAACUCUACUGGCAUACUAUUGCAAAUAUGCAGUGUGUUAAAGAAGAGUUUAAAGAGGAGAGUGAAGACAUCAGUAUUACAGAAUCAUGCAGAAUUAAACAUGAAGAUACUGAAGAACAAAGAGGUCCAAGCCAAGGCGGGUCUGCAGCUGCUGCCAGACUUGGAAGAUAGUCUGCUACAGGGCGGGACCAAAAGCUCAAGAAAAACUUGCAGACAGCGGCGAUCGGUACCUGGGUACUCCAGUCCUCGGGGCUUCUAUGGAAGGCCUCAAGAUCAUCCUACAGUUGAAGAAAGAACAAAGGUGGUAUAUAAAGAGGAACAGCUGCAAGUGUAACAACUGAAGAUUACUGGCAUACUAUUACAAAUAUGCAGUGUGUUAAAGAAGAGUUUAAAGAGGAGAGUGAAGACAUCAGUAUUACAGAAUCAUGCAGAAUUAAACAUGAAGAUUCUGAGGAACAAAGAGAUUUGAUACAAGUGAAAGAGGAAAGUCAAGAGCUGAAUGAAGUGGAGGGGAAACAUCAUGAUCAUAAAUUUGAUAAUAUGACUGGUGAAGAAGAUUUUAGUGGCUCAAAGACUGAAAAUAAUUUCUUAAGAGCCAAAAAUUCUUUCACCUGCUCUCACUGUGGAAAGAGUUUCACACAAAAAGGAUACCUUAAAACUCACUUAAGAAUUCACACUGGAGAGAAGCCUUUCACCUGCCUUCAGUGUGGAAAGAUUUUUGCACAUAAAGUAAAUCUUAAGCGUCACAUGAGAAUUCAUUCUGGAGAAAAGCCUUUCACCUGCUCUCAGUGUGGAAAGAGUUUCUCAGUGACAUCAAGCCUUCAGAGUCACCUGCGACUUCACUCCGGAGAGAAGCCUUUCACAUGCCUUCAAUGUGGAAAGAGUUUUACACAGAGAGGACAUCUUUAUGUUCACAUGAAAAUCCACACUGGAGAGAAACCUUUUACAUGCCUUCAAUGUGGAAGGAGUUUUGCACAUAAAGGAGAUCUAAAUCGUCACAAGAGAAUUCACACUGGAGAGAAGCCUUUCACAUGCCAUCAGUGUGGAAAGAGUUUCACUCAAGCAGGGAAUCUCAAACAUCAUCUGCAUUUUCAUUCCGGGUUAAAGCCAUUUAACUGUGAUCAGUGUGGCAAGAAAUUUCUGCUGAUAUCACAUCUAAAGGUACACUUGAGAACUCAUACAAAUGAGAAGCCUUACGUGUGUUCUUUUUGUGGAAAGAGUUUUGUUACAUCGGGAGAGCUGAAAACCCAUGAGAGAGUGCAUACUAGAGAGAAGCCAUUCAAAUGCACUUCAUGUGAGAAGAGUUUCAGCACAUCAGGUAAUCUACAGACUCAUUUAAAAAAGCAUUCUCCAAAACUGUCAUAGUAAGCUAAUUUAAUUUUAGAGUCAACUCUUAUUAAUGCAACACUUCAGUCUUAACUAGUCAGUUUCAGUCAGUUUCAGUCAGUCAACUUCAGUCAGUGUAUUACAUCUGGGCCCGUGUUUACAAAGAUUUUUAUCUUACUACUUGGAGUUCUCCAAAGAGUUCCUAGCUAGGAGUUUUUGCUUAAAACCUACCAUUCACUAAACUGCUAAGAGCAAGUUUUUCUAAGAAAAUCUUUAAGAGUAAGGCGGAGUUGACCUCGCUGCUAUAGAUGAUGUCACGUCUUAUGUGCGUGCUCUUUUAAAUCACCCCAAAUGAUUGGUAGACUGGCAAGCACUAUUUGUCAGCAAAGACAGACAGCCAGCAAGAUAUAUAGAUUGAAAAGAAAGCACAUCUAAGUAAUUAAUAAAUAAUAUUAAUAAUUAAUAUUUUUAUUUAUAUAGCACCUUUCUAAUACUCAAGGUCGCUUUACAAAGCAAAGACAAAACAAAAUACAUCCAAACUAAAACAGAACAAAAAACAAAAUCACAAAGGUUUCAAAGAAAAGUUGAAGUAAUCAUUAACCUCAAGCAUGAGAGUAGCAAAGAGAAAAGAGAUGAUUUUUCAACAGCUUCUUGAAGGAUUCAUAGGAGGUGACCUCCUGGAGGUUCUGAGGUAGAGAGUUCCAAAGUCUAGGGGCCUCAACACUAAAAGACCUACCACCCAUGGAAGACAAUCUAGACUUGGGAGCAACCAAAAAAAUAGCCUCGGAAGACCUUAUUGAGCGAACGGGUAAGUAAUGCGUGAGAAGGUCUGAAAUAUUGUGGGGCAAGAUUAUGAAGAGCCUUGUAGGAGAUAAUUAGAAUCUUGUGCCGUAUGCUGUAUUCAACAGGUAGCCAGUGUAGUUGCUUGAGCAUGGGAGUAAUGUGUGCUGAUCUUCUAGUAUGUGUGAGGAGACAGGCAGCAGAGGUCUGAAUAUACUGUAGUCAUGAGAGUGUUUUAGCUGGAAGUCCUGUUAAAACAGAAUUACAAUAAUCCAAACGUGAUGUGACACAAACACGGAUUACAGUCUCUGCGUCUUGGGAACUGAGAGCGGGACGAAUGCGAGAGAUGUUACGUACAGUAAAUGGGGAAAAAAGUGGUCUUAACAACAUUGUUAACAUGGACGUCAAACAUCAGUGUGGGGUCAAAAAUCACACCCAGGUUGCGCACAGAUUUAGAUGGAUUGAUUGGAAAACCAUCCGGGUCCAUUGUAAAGAAUGACUCUAGAAAUAAGGGACUUUGGGCCAGUUAGCAGCAUUUCUGUCUUUUUCAGCAUUAAACUUUAGAUAGUUUGCUGCCAACCAGUGCUUUAAAUCAUGGAUAGAUAUGGUGUGAACCACUCCAAAGCAAUACCAGUGAUACCAAUAGCAGACAGACACGUAAGAAGUAUGUUAGGACAGAUAGUGUCAAAUGCAGAGCUGAGAUCCUGAAGUAGAAGAAUAGUGAGAACACCAGAAUCAGAGGAAAGAAGAUAAUUGAGAACCCUUAAAAGAGCAAUGCAGAGGACGGAAGCCAGACUGAUAAGGUUCAUUCAGAUUAUUAGUGGUUAAGUGAGACUGUAACUGGCUAGUAACAACUCUCCCUAAUACCUUUGAAAUGAAAGGAAGUUUAGAUACAGGCCUAUAAUUACACAAAUCAGAGGAAUAUAGACCAGAUUUUCUGAAGAUAGGGGUAACAACAGCAGUUUUAAGACCAAAUAGAACAACACCAGAGACAAGAGACAUAUUAAUCAUAUGAGAACUGGGUGAGGCAAUAGCAGACAAGCAUUGUUUUAGGAGAGAAGUAGGGGCAGUAUCCAGUAAACUUGAAGUGUUAGAUUUUCUUAUUAGCCCAGCAACCUAGGAAGUAUCAGUAGUAGUGAAACAGGAAAAAUCUUGAAUCAGGUGCCUAGGUGAAAAAUCAGUUAUAGAUGUGGUAGAUGGUGACAAAGUAUCUGUUUUAGUUUGGAAAAAACUAAUAAUAGAUUCACAGAGCUGUGUAGAGCCUAAGUUAGACUUUACAGGGUGUGAGUUUAAUAGAAGCAAAAAAUUGUCCUUGGUCAUCAAUUCAGUAGGAGUAAUAACAGUCUAAAUAUAUGUGGAGCGGGCUGAAUUUAGAGCUGAUCAGUAUUGCAAAAGAUGUUCAGAAUAUGCGAUAGAAUGGACUGUAAGUCUGGUUUUCUUAUAGAGCCGCUCAAGACGGGCACCCAUCACUUUCAUCACUCUGUGCUCGGAAGUGAACCAUGGUAAGGAAUGUGUAGGGAACGAGCCUAGAUUUUAAAGGGGCAUGUUAAACUAAGAUAGAUGAGAGGUUGGAAUUAUAUAUGUCGAGUAUUUCAACUGGGCAUGAAAGGUUAAGAGAGGAGGACAUAGAAGAGGCACUGCGAGUCAGCGAAUGAAGAUAAAUCUACAGGCUGCAGUUUAUGAUAUGGACAUUUUGAUUGUAUGACAGGAAAAUUCGAGGUAAGUAGAAUAAGUUCCCCAAAGUCAUUAGGUGUUUGCCAUGUUUCGGUGAGAAUCAGUAUGUCCAAGUCUUUCUCAGAGAUCAAGUCACAGAGGAAGGUCCCUUUACUAGAUAAUGAAUGGGUGUUAAAGCACAAUUGUUUUAUUUAAAAGUGUUCAAUAAAGCACAAAUAAAGAAUGUGUGUUCAAUAAAGCACAAUAGUGGUGAUAUACGAUUGUUCUCAUUCAUACAGCAGAUUUCAGUCUUUACCAAAGGUUUCAGCACAUGAAAGUCUAUUCCUCUGUGUUUAUGUGAUGGCAAAUUGUGAUUAUCCUGUCUAAUAGACCAGAUCGAUGGAAUACAGGUGGGCAAAGAAUAAUGUAUCAAUAAUGGUUGUCUAGUUGAAAGAUAACAAUAGCGUGGACGUCAUGAGAUUCCAAGAGCCUUACAGAAAUCAUUUGUUACGGUGUCCAGUCUAGGGAAACACUUAAGGCCACGUAGUUGUGACAAGGAGUAGCUGAGCGUCAUCUCGGAGAUGUAGAUGGCAAGCAGGCCAAAUAAGAUUAGGCUAAAAAGUCCUAAGAUGAGGAAAGGUGUGGAUAAGAAAGCCCAGGGCAGAACAUAGUUGAGUAGAAGCAGAAGAACAUAAACAAACAAACGUGUCCAUGAGAAGCGACAGCCAGUCGCGCACAGCGUUCUCUCACGAAGCGCAAGCAGGAAGGAAGAUGGAUAGAUGUGAUUGAAACAAGUGUGCAUCCAGUCUUCUACUGUGUCAAGGGAGCCCUGUGAUAGCUAUAUGAAUGCAUCCUUUUCUCUCUGCAGCGAGCACACAUUCUCAGAAAAACAUACGUUAUGAAUUGACGGACGAUGUGUGGUUGAUAGAUUAUUCUGCUGACUGAUGACAAUUCCCAAUUCGUAAUAUUAUAUUUAUAAUAUUAUAUUAUUAAAAUACAUUGACUUGUGAUUCAGGAGAUACCAUUUUAAAAGGUUAAUGUCAUAAUAAUAUUCCAAAACAUUGUUUUUAAUGUAGAUUGACAACAGCAGGCAUGCUUUGGAUCAUUUGUGAGUCACUCUUAGGGAUUUAGAAGUCCUUAAGAUGACUUCUAAACUGUCGUGGGUUUAGGAGUGACUUUUAGUGUUAAAAUGCUUCAUGAAUUACUCUUAGAUGAAUAUUUUAUGAGUUCUAAAAUUAGAUGUGACACAUCACAAAUUUUUAAGAGUUGCUCCUAAAUUUCCACGUUAGGAGCUACUUUUAGCUUUUUAUUUUAUUAGCCUUAUUUUUUGUGAAUAAGGGCCCUGACAGACGUAAUUUGAAAGUCAUAAAAAAAGAACCACAAAGGUUAGGUUUCAGUCAUAAUUAAUUAAGCUAAUGUCUGAUUGGUAAAAUGCUUUGUAUUGUAAAAUGUCAAAUGAUUUUUAUUUGUGUGUGUGUGUGUGUGUGUGUGUGUGUGUAUGUAUAUAUAUAUAUAUUUUUGUUUAUAUAUAAUUUAUUUUUUUUUGCUCUUCUCCAAACACAUUGUUCCAAAGCAGCUUUACAUAAAAUCAGCUCUAAUGUCUGUAACGUCUCAAAAACAUGAAUGACCAACACCCCUGGAAGAAAAAUAAACAAUUUGAUAAAGACUAUCUAUAGCUUGGUAUUUUAUUUCUAAAUUAAAUAAUAUGAAUAUGAAAUUAAAUUUUUCAUAUUCAUAUACAAGGAGUAGCUGAGCGUCAUCUCGGGGAUGUAGAUGCAAGCAGGCCAAAUAAGAGUAGGCU